Molecule: messenger RNA, 1372 nt
Organism: Empidonax traillii (willow flycatcher)
Lineage: Eukaryota; Metazoa; Chordata; Aves; Passeriformes; Tyrannidae
Product: cysteine and histidine-rich domain-containing protein 1-like
Exons: 11
Coding region: 102-1199 (365 amino acids)
Source: RefSeq, a predicted model, not a curated record
UCCUGGAAACUCUGGGGAAGCAGAGGAGGGAUCAGGAGGAGGGAUGAGCCCGGUGGGAUUUCUGUGGAAGGAGUGAAGGACGCUGCGAGUUGUCCAGGGCGAUGGCUUUGCUGUGCUACAACAAGGGCUGCGGGCAGAGGUUUGACCCCGAGCACAACGCCGAGGAUUCCUGCCUGUAUCACCCAGGUGUCCCCAUCUUCCACGAUGCCCUGAAGGGCUGGUCUUGCUGCAAGAAACGCACAACAGACUUCUCUGAGUUCCUCUCCAUAAAGGGAUGCACAAAGGGGUUUCACAGCAAGGAGAAGCCCCCUGAGCCUUCCAGCCAAGGGGAGACCUCAGAUGAGCCGAAGGCCAAGCCAGCAAAGGAGCUCAUCUUUCAAGGACCAAAAUCAGCUGAGAAGAUGCUGCGGGAAAGACCAAGCUCUGAUGAGCCAAGACAGCCACUGCCCAUUAAGGUGUCCAGGUCUCUGGAGCAGGCACUGGAGAAACUGAAGCUGUCCUCCAAGGACAAGACCCUGGAGAGCAGUGGCACAGGGGAGGCUGCCCAGGUGACAGCUGGCACUAGGUGCAAGAACGCGGGCUGCAAGGCGAUCUACCAGGGUCCAGAGAGCAACACAGAGGUUUGUACGUUCCAUCCUGGCGUUCCUGUCUUCCAUGAGGGGAUGAAGUACUGGAGCUGCUGUGGAAUCAAAACAACGGACUUCAGUGCCUUCAUGGACCAGCCAGGCUGCAGCAGAGGCUGCCACUGCUGGACAGAGAAGGGGGACAAGAAGGCCGUGCUGUGCCGGCAGGACUGGCACCAAACCAGCAGCCAGGUGGUGGUGACAGUCUAUGCCAAGAACCCCCUGCCCGCCCUCAGCAGCGUGAAAGCCAAUCACACUGUGCUUGAGGCUCAUGUCAUCUUUGAAGGGAAUAAAGUUUUCCACGCAGAACUGGAGCUCUGGGGGACCAUCGAAAUAGAGAAGAGCUUCGUGAGCAUGGUCCCAACCAAGGUGGAGAUCACGCUUUGCAAAGCCAGCCCUGGCUCCUGGGCCAGGCUGGAGCUCCCCCAGAGCAGGUUGCAGCCCUGUGGUGAGCAGGAGAAGGAGGCUGCCAGCGCAGAGGAGCCCGGGGCAGUGCAGGAGGAGGACUCUGAUGACAGCUUGAGCUGGUCGGAGGAGGAAUAUGAGGAGCUGGAGAUGGGAACACCAAGCAGCUGACAGUCUAGUGCUUCAGCAGCUGAGCAGUGCUGGUUCCUGAGCUGCUGGGGACCUUGGCACGGCCUCCAGAGGAGCAGACCUAACCCUGAACCGUGUGCAGGCUGCAGCGUGCCCUCUCCCCCGGUCAGAAGGGACAAGUAAUAAACACCCAGAACAAAGGUUGUACUCUGAAA